CCACAGUGCUCUUCAGCUUCCUGCCCACUACUAUAUCUUCUGUUUACAAUAGAGUACAGGGGGCCCGCUCGCGCACAGGACAUCGUCCCAUGGCGCGCGUCGCGGCGCCUGCUGCACUGGCGCCUGCGCCGCCUGCUGCGCCAGAACGCGCAGGAGCGGCGCGUGCAGGCGGCGGCGGGGCCCGAGCCGCUGGACCAGCGCGCCGCCGCCGCCACGCUGCGCCGCUGGUUCACGGAGGACCGCGGCGAGACGCAGUCGCACCAGUGGGAGCACGACAACGAGGCCGUCUGCCGCUGGCUCGAGGCGCAGGCCGACGACCACGACUCGGUGCUCGAGCGCAACCUGCGCGCCAUCAAGCAGGACGCCGUCGUGCAGACCGUCAACCGCCUCGUCAUGGAGCUGACGCCGUCUCAGCGCACGGAGUUCGUGAGAAAACUCACGACCCUCGGGAUGGAACCGGACUUCAGCAACUGAUCGUCGCCGGCGACAGUUUUGCGAGGAAAAUGCAUCCUAUUUGUUAUGUAGUGAAGUCGAGAAUUGAUUGUAAUGUUGGGAUUUUAUAAAUACUAUUUAUUUUGUAUACUUUUAGUUGUUCAAUUGUCUUCUCGAUCGUCGAAGGUUGCCGAGGAGCACGUGACACGUGAU
Molecule: messenger RNA, 645 nt
Organism: Vanessa atalanta (red admiral)
Lineage: Eukaryota; Metazoa; Arthropoda; Insecta; Lepidoptera; Nymphalidae
Product: acetyl-CoA carboxylase 1-like
Exons: 2
Molecular function (GO): acetyl-CoA carboxylase activity
Source: RefSeq, a predicted model, not a curated record